Hyla sarda is the source of this 2481-nucleotide messenger RNA. RefSeq names its product GTP binding protein 4 (gene GTPBP4). Bases 110 to 2011 code for a protein of 633 amino acids. Gene Ontology annotation, cellular component: nucleolus. Gene Ontology annotation, molecular function: RNA binding; GTP binding; GTPase activity. The record is from RefSeq and is a predicted model, not a curated record. Gene Ontology annotation, biological process: ribosomal large subunit biogenesis. Lineage: Eukaryota; Metazoa; Chordata; Amphibia; Anura; Hylidae. The transcript has 17 exons.
AAGAAGGCGGCUCAGAGAUCCCCAGAGUGUUUCCGCUUCCGUCUCUUUCCACGUGCUCGUUUCCUGCCUCUUCCACUCUGUCCGGACUGGGACAGGACGGGCCGCAGACAUGGCGCUCUACAACUUCAAGAAGAUCACGGUGGUGCCGACCGCUAAGGAUUUCAUAGACCUCACGUUGUCGAAGACCCAGAGAAAGACGCCGACGGUCAUUCACAAGCAUUAUCAGAUUCACAGGAUCCGCCAUUUUUACAUGAGAAAAGUGAAGUUCACCCAGCAAAAUUACCACGACCGCCUCACGCAGAUUCUCACAGAUUUCCCCAAAUUGGAUGACGUUCAUCCGUUUUAUGCAGAUUUAAUGAACGUCCUUUAUGAUAAAGACCACUACAAGCUGGCGCUGGGGCAAAUAAACAUCGCCAAGAACCUGGUGGACAAUGUGGCCAAGGAUUACGUGAGGUUGAUGAAAUAUGGCGACUCCUUAUAUCGCUGUAAACAGCUGAAGAGGGCGGCACUUGGGCGCAUGUGCACCAUCAUCAAAAGGCAGAAGCAGAGCUUGGAAUACCUGGAGCAAGUGCGUCAACAUCUGUCCCGUUUGCCAACCAUUGACCCCAACACACGCACCCUGCUUCUCUGCGGCUACCCAAAUGUUGGAAAAUCCAGCUUCAUAAAUAAGGUGACCAGGGCGGAUGUAGAGGUACAGCCAUAUGCAUUCACUACCAAGUCAUUGUUUGUGGGCCACAUGGAUUACAGAUACCUCCGCUGGCAGGUAGUGGACACCCCUGGGAUUCUGGAUCAUCCCCUGGAGGAGAGGAAUACCAUUGAGAUGCAGGCCAUCACGGCCCUGGCUCACCUCAGGGCUGCCGUCCUGUAUGUCAUGGAUGUCUCUGAGCAGUGUGGUCACACUAUAGAGCAGCAGAUGGAACUCUUCAACAACAUCCGUCCUCUGUUCGCCAAUAAACCUCUUAUUAUGGUUCUGAAUAAAUGUGACGUGAAACGUGCCUCUGAACUCACCGAGGAACAACAGAAAAUCUUCAAAGACUUGGAGAAUGAGGGCUUGCCAGUGAUCGAGACCAGCACCCUCACAGAGGAAGGCGUCAUUCAAGUAAAGACUGAGGCUUGUGAUAGACUGUUGGCUCAUAGAGUGGAAACCAAGAUGAAGGGGAACAAAGUGAAUGAUGUUCUUAACAGGCUGCACCUGGCUGUACCAACAAAGAGAGACGAGAAGGAGAGGCCACCCUUCAUUCCAGAGGGCGCUUUAGUAAGAAAGAAACGUAUGGAUACCAAUACACCAAAGAAGAAAUUGGAGAGAGAUUUGGAAAUAGAGAUGGGCGAUGACUAUGUCCUGGAUCUGCAGAAAUACUGGGACCUAAUGAAUCCAUCAGACAAGUACGACAAGAUCCCAGAAGUCUGGGAGGGACAUAACAUUGCAGAUUACAUAGAUCCUGAUAUCAUGAAGAAAUUAGAAGACUUGGAAAAAGAGGAGGACUUAAAGGAAAAAGCUGGGGAAUAUGACAGCGACAUGGAAAGCGACGACGAAGAAAUGGCAGAGAUUCGCCAGCUCGCUCAGCAGAUUCGUGAUAAGAAAAAACUAAAGGUUCUUGCAUCAAGAGAAAAAGAUAUUCAUGGGCCACGGCUUCCGAGGACUGCUAAGAAGGUGCAACGCAAGACAUUAGAGAAAGAGAUGGGUGAGCUUGGGCUCGAUAUGGAUGAGAAGAACGAGAGCCACUAUGCAGUGCAAGCCAGAUCCAGGAGUUUACAAAGGAAACGUAAGCGGGAAGAGUCUGAACCACCAGCAUCUGUCACUCGCAGCCGAAGCAACUCCAAGCCCCCGCGAGACCAGUCUGGGGUUCGUGAUGCAAAGAUGGCCAAGAAAGCAAAGACCAUCAUGAAGAAAUCUCAGAGGAAAAUGAACAGACUGAGCAAGAAAGGAGAAGCUGACAGACACGUGUUUGAUCUGAAGCCCAAACAUUUAUUAGCUGGCAAGAGGAAAUCUGGCACCCAUGACCGACGAUAAGGUGGUCACAAGCAGAAGAACAUCUCGCCUCCUGGUGUGCUGCUGAAUGGACUUCCAGUGUAGAAGGAGCUAUCGCCAUCUUUUUAAAGAGCUUUCAUCCUGUAUUUGCCGUGGAGACGAACAGUGAAUUUGUUUUAUGGAUCGGACUAAUCUGGACUUCACCACCACUCAGGUUAGGCCUUGUAAUUCUAUAGGUCAGUGGACAUUGCACCAUCUAAAAGGAUUAGUUUGAUGCCAUCAUCUAAUAGUAUUUUCCAAACAGCGUGUCUCCAGCUGUUGCAAUACUACAACUCCCAGCAUGCCCGGACAGCCGUUGGCUGUCCGGGCAUGCUGGGAGUUGUAGUUUUGCAACAACCGGAGACAGGCUGUUUGGAAAACACUGAUCUAAUCUGUGCAGCCUGUUUUCAUCAUGGAUAGGGCACAUUCCAACUAUGCCUUUAUGUUCAGAUGAAUAAAACAACUUGAUAUUG